AUGUAUUUACAAGUUGAAGUUAAGCCAAAUGGAUCGAUUUCCAAACACAAAGCAAGGUUAGUAUCUAGAGGAUUUCUACAGAAAUCUGGUUUAGAUUACUUUGAAGUGUUUUCUCCUGUAGCUAGACAUGAAAUAACCAAAUUGGUGAUUGCUAUAGAUGAAAAUGGGAAUUGGCCUUUGAUGCAUUUAGAUAUAAAAUCUGUUUUUCUAAAUGGUCCUUUACAAAAAGAAGUUUAUCUGAAGUAUGAACUUGAACUUCUAAAGAGAUUUGAGUUAACAAAUUGCAAGUUUGCAAUCACACCUGCUGCAACAAAUCACAAGUUGGAUUCUGGUGUUGAGAGUGAUGAUGUAGAUGCUACAACUUUUAAACAAUUGGUUGGCUCAUUGAAAUAUCUCUAUAACACCAGACGUGACAUCUGUUAUACAGUUGGAAUGGAUCUGAAGAUCAAGGUGAGCAAGUUUGUGAAGCUGAUGAUAGACAAUAAAUCUACCGUAAGUCUUGCCAAGAACCCAAUACUGCAUGAGAGAAGCAAGCACAUUGACACAAAGUUUCAUUUUCUACACAAUCAAGUUCAAAAUGAAAUGUUUGAAGUUGUUCACUGUAGCACUCAAAAGCAACUUGCAGAUGUUUUUACUAAAACUAUUAAGAUUGAACACUUUAUCUAUUUGAGGAAUGAAAUUGGUAUUGUUGAUUUUAAUUAG
Vicia villosa (hairy vetch) is the source of this 702-nucleotide messenger RNA. RefSeq lists its product as uncharacterized. The transcript has 3 exons. The coding region runs from base 1 to 702 and encodes 233 amino acids. The record is from RefSeq and is a predicted model, not a curated record. NCBI's taxonomy places the organism in Eukaryota, Viridiplantae, Streptophyta, Magnoliopsida, Fabales, Fabaceae.